CAGAGGAGAGAAGGAGCACAGAGAGCCAAACAGAAAUAAUUCGGGAUUAGGGUUAAUCUCUCUCCCAAACUCCGCCCAAUCUCUCUUUCUCUUUCUCCGCCGCGCGCAACUAUAACCGCUACCUAUAUAUUCACACACACACACACACUGGUACUGCUUCUCAGCUAUCAUGAGCGGUCAAACCUCUUGCAAUAAUGACCGAACGAGAACGUACUGGACCCCAACGAUGGAGCGUUUCUUCAUAGAUCUAAUGCUCGACCAUCUCCACAGAGGCAACAGAACCGGCCACACUUUCAACAAGCAAGCCUGGAACGAGAUGCUCUCCGUUUUCAACUCCAAGUUCGAGUCCCAGUACGACAAAGACGUGUUGAAGAUCCGGUACACGACUCUUUGGAAACAGUAUAACGACGUGAAGAGCCUUCUUGAUCAUGGAGGGUUCUCUUGGGACCAGACUAAUGAGAUGGUGGUCGGAGAUGAGAGUCAGUGGAGUUGUUAUCUCAAGUCUCACCCUGAGGCGCGUGUCUACAAGACCAAACCCGUGUUGAAUUUUAAUGAUCUGUGUUUGAUCUAUGGGUAUACGGUUGCAGAUGGGAGGUACAGUAGGUCAAGCCAUGAUGUAGAGUUUGAAGAUGAGAUCAAUGGAGUUAACAUUGGUGAAAGUAGUAGUGGAAGUCUUGUAAUGUCAAGUAAAGAAACCUCGAAAACCGAGUGGACUCCGGUAAUGGACCAAUACUUCAUCAGCCUUAUGCUUGAUCAAAUUGGAAGAGGUAACAAGACUGGCAAUGCUUUCAGUAAACAAGCCUGGACAGAUAUGUUAGCUUUGUUCAAUUCUAGGUUCAGUGGUCAGUAUGGGAAAAGAGUCUUAAGGCAUAGGUACAACAAGUUGUCUAAAUACCACAAAGACAUGGGAGCUAUCUUGAAACAAGACGGAUUUUCGUGGGACGAAACUCUGCAGAUGAUAGCUGCAGAUGAUGCCGUUUGGAACUCUUACAUCAAGGAGUAUCCACUUGGUAGAACAUAUAGGAUGAGGUCAUUACCGAGCUACAACGACUUGGAAUUAAUAUUUGCUAAUCAAGUCCAAGGCAAAGAUGAUGCUGUGCCAGAUGAGACUAACGCGAGCCAGCCUCAGAGUUCUGAUCGUACAAGGACGUUUUGGACUCCACCGAUGGACAACUAUCUGAUCGAUUUGUUAUAUGACCAAGUGAAUAAAGGGAACAGAGUUGGGCAGACUUUCAUCACAAGUGCUUGGAACGAAAUGAUUACAUCAUUUAAUACCAAAUUCGAGUCUCAACACGGCAAGGACGUUCUGAAGAACCGGUACAAACACUUGAGGAGGUUGUACAACGACAUAAGGUUUCUUCUCGAGCAAGACGGGUUCUCAUGGGAUGCAAGGAGAGAUAUGGUUGUUGCAGAUGAUAGCGUUUGGUAUCCAUAUAUAAAGGGACAUCCAGAAGCUCGACCAUAUAGAGUCAAAACUAUUCCAAUUUACCCAAAUCUUUGCUUUAUUUUUGGUAAGCAAAUGUCUGAUGGGAGAUACACACGCUUGGCUCAAGCUUUUGAUCCCACUCCGGCAGAAACUGUGCGCAUAAACGAAAGUGAAAGCGAAGAUGGAUUCAAGGAAACUUUCCAGAUGGUGGUGCAUGCUGCCGGUGAAGAGAAAGAUGAUUACCUCUGUAGCAGCAGUGGUCCUUCUCCGGUAGAAUGGACAGCGGUCAUGGACCGUUGUCUUAUUGAUCUUAUGCUUGAGCAGGUCAAUAGAGGAAACAAAGUUGGUGAGACCUUCACAGAGCAAGCUUGGGCGGAGAUGGCAGAAUCCUUCAAUGCAAAGUUCGGAUUGCAGGCUGACAUGUUUACUCUGGAGAAUCGUUACAUAUUGAUGAUGAAAGAGCGUGACGACGUCAACAACAUCCUUAAUCUUGAUGGCUUUGUUUGGGAUGGAGAGAAGCAAAUCAUAGUUGCUGAAGAUGAACAUUGGGAAGCUUAUAUAAAGGAACAUCCAGAUGCAACUAUAUAUAAAGGUGAAACCUUGGAGAGUUAUGGUGAUUUGUGCAAGCUAUAUGAACAUCUCUCACACGAAGGCUUCAACUGUGAGAAUCUUAUGAUCGAGUUGGAUAACUAUGGCCAUGAGAUUGAUAUGGUCGAUGAGUUUAGUUCUUCUACUCACAAGCAGCAUUGUAAGCGAACCAACCCAAUUCCAAAUCCGGGGAUAGAUUCACGUAAGGCUCAGAAGACGGGAGUGGAGAUGAUGAGGAAGCCUCUAAGUGAGGCAGAAGGUGAAGGCGAGGAUAAAUUCACAAGAAUACAGAACGCCGUUGAUGCACUACAAGCUUUACCAGACAUGGAUGAUGAGCUUCUACUGGAUGCUUGUGAUCUUUUAGAAGAUGAGAAGAGAGCAAAGACGUUCUUGGCUUUGGACGUCUCUUUAAGAAGGAAAUGGCUAGUGAGGAAGCUCCGUCCUCCUUCGUCUAACGUCUAACGUCUAACGUUUAAGCAGUGUGUGUGUCUCUCUAUUCCUACUCAAAUUUGUAAGCACAGCAGAAUAGUUUAUGUAAUGUUGUAAAAGUAUGUGGUGAUCUUAGAUACACGAUCAAAAGCAAGAGUUUAGGUUAU
Molecule: messenger RNA, 2610 nt
Organism: Brassica oleracea var. oleracea
Lineage: Eukaryota; Viridiplantae; Streptophyta; Magnoliopsida; Brassicales; Brassicaceae
Product: L10-interacting MYB domain-containing protein
Exons: 6
Coding region: 170-2476 (768 amino acids)
Source: RefSeq, a predicted model, not a curated record